CCUUAUAAUGUAAAUGUGAGGAAAAAGUGUUAAAUAAUUCUGGUAUUAUAAAGAAGGAUAAUAAAUUUGUGCCUUCUAAGAGAAUUGUUACCCCUUAUUAUACCACAGUACUCAGUUAACUCUAAUAAGGAAUCUCAACUGACACACUUUGAGAGAGGUCCCAAAUUUUUAUACUGAGUGAGUGUAUUACUGAGAAAAAGGAGUGGGCAAACUAACAAAAAAUGAUACUAAUAGAAAAUAGAUCCAAAGCAAUCAUAGAAAUAGAACGAUGAUGUAAACAUUGUAAAGUAAACAACAAUAUUUACUUGUGUUUAAAGACCUAUAAUGUUAUUACAGACAAAGACAAGGAAUAAACAUGGCAGAAAACAAUUCAGGAAACCAAACAGUGGAAGAUGCGUUAAGAAGUGAAAUGGAAAGGGAAAAUCUACAGUCUGCUGUUGACAGAUUGAUCCAUGAGAUUGUAUCAGAAGAAGCUGGACACUCAUCUACAGUUGAUCCAGAAUCAGUGGUGGCACGUUUGUUAGAUUCUAGCACAGUUCAGUCAUUGGUACAAAGAGUGUUAGCAAGCAGCAGAUCAGAACAAACUUCAUGCCAUCUAUCUGGAAGUAUACCUUCACACAUACAAGAGCAACUGGUCCCUGGGCAUCGAUACUUAUACUUAAAACUGUGUGGGGGUAGAGCCUUUGUUGACCAUCUUGGGGUAAAUGCAACCCCUUUGGCUGCAGAUAGCCAAGCCUUCAUAAAAAUUCACUUGGCAUUUCAAAGUCAACGGUUUGAAGCUCAUGGAGUUCCCUGUGUGUGUGAACCCAAGAUCUAUGAAGGAUUUCUUUUUGAUCUUCAGCUUUUAAAGCCAGGUCUUCCUAACAUGUUGGACAAUGCUGAACUGUUAACUAUGGAUGUUCCCAUCACUAUAGCAGUUGUGAGACAACAAGGGGCUACCACAACCCUUCUCUCAGUCCACACCUUGGAGUGGCGUUCUCUGUUAGCACAACCCUCAGCAACCUCCAAAUUUGUAUGCCAACUGAUGGGCAUAGGAAGUGAGCUGCAGGUACCAGUGGGUUUACUGGAUUUAGAGUUAACAUUAGUCCCAGCUUUGGAAUCUCCUUUAAAUACUCCAGCUGUUUCCGAAUAUCUUGAAGGGACGAAGAAUCGUGCUGGAGAGAAACGAAGGUUGUUCAUCAGCUAUGCACGAGAAUGGUGGCGAGAGUAUACUGAAGCCUCUGCAAGUCAUUCUUCACGACCAGUCAGAAUAUUUGCUAUGGACGAAUGUGGAAAAAACAGGUUUGUGUGUGAGUUUGUGAGAAGGUUAGAGGCGGGUCGAGCUCUGAGGUCACCGGAAGAAGCAACCAGAUGGAUCAGUGUGAUGCCUUCCAUUCCAGUACAUGAGUUACCUGCUGGCUCCAGCAAACCAUGGUACACUUUACCUACAGCUCUUAUGUCUCAUUCAUUGAACAAUGAAAGUAAGUGCAGUUUACUGUGUAGUAUAUUGCUGGGAUUUGGGCUUGAUUCCUGGGUGUGUGUAGGCACUCGACGUUCAGGGAGUCCACAUGUGUGGGUCAUGACACGAGGACCAUACUCAGCUUACACUUUUUGGGAAAUAACAACAGGAUCUCGGUACCUACAUAGGGUGGGCCAGAAAGCUGCUCACGACUAUGGAACCAUUGGCAGUGUCUUCAAUAAUGACAGUUUCUAUGCCACCUGUCAAGCAACUGACAAAAUAGAAUAUUGUAACUUCUCCCUGGAAGACAGCAAUGCUUGGAAGAAGAUGUCCUUUAGUGCUACAUCAAGCAUGACAGAAAAGAUGCCCUGCUUAAUGCCACUAAUACCACCUACAAAUGAUGGAAUUAAGAAAAGCACAGACAUAGAACUGCAGCUUCAAGUGUUGAUUAUUGAACACAGAAGUGAUUGUGGUUUGAGUUCUCACUUCGAUAAACACUUGAGUUAUGUACUGUCUCCUGCGCUGUGGUCCUAUGAGAGAGAAAUUGUUGAGGGUGGCAAUGGUACUGAGAAUAAAGGAAUGGAACUCUUCUCUGCUGCUCUAAUGCAUACCUUACCUGAAGGACACACAUUUAAGGCAUUUCCCUUCUAUUUUGUGCAUCGUUCCCCACGUCGUGCUUUCAAUACUAUAUUAAAUUCAAGCAUUGGGCGUGAAAUAGUUGAGUGCCGUGGAGAUAAAGUGACUCUAGCUGUGCGGUCACUGACUGUUUGUUACCCAGAGUAUGUGUAUGUCACUUGGCUUAUGGUUGCAUGUUCUUUUCGGCCUGUUGGAUGAUAUUUGAUAACUGAUAUAACUCAAUAUUUAUAUUAUACCACCAGAAAAAUGUUAUCAAUCAAAAUGAAAAAUGAGGAUAAUUCUGUUAAUCACUGGAAUUGAUAUUUUGUCAAAUAAAAAACAUCUAGUUCAUUAUACUAAGUACAGUGUAUGCAUGCACUUGCACACGCACACACACACACACACACACACUGUACCUUCAUUAGUUCGGAUCAUUAUAAUUCUGAUUUUGGCUUAAUUCGUAUGAUUUAAAAAAAUAAUAAUUAAAUGACUUGAAUUUAGAAUGAAUCCAAAAUAAACAAGCUGUUCUGAAAAGUCGCCUUGGUUGCCACAUAAAAUAUUAAAUUUAUAAUUACAUACAGUAAUUUAUAAUGUACAUACAGUAAUAAUAAAACAAAUAAUAUAGUAAUAAAUAAAUGUAACACUUACAUUGUGAGGUGAGCUCAUUACAGUAUAUGUAAAUGUUAUUCCCAAAGUGUAAUGGCCACACUGGUAAAUUAAGUAAAACCCACAUUGGAGGAAUAAAAGACAAUCUUGGAGCUGGUAUACUAGGACCCUCUUCAGCCAACUAACAGAACAUAGCAAAGGAGAAAGGCACAGAACAUGGGAACCAGAUCAUGUGACCUGUCUCCUGAGUUGAGGAAGAAUGGGGAUUAGGGAUAAUAUACUUGAUGACAGUGUUCAGGCCUGGUCAAGGGUUCACUGAUCAUAUGCCACAAUUUUUCUACUAAGGCAACAAUUGGACUAAUAAAUAGCUAUGAUAACAAUCUAUUGCAAUAGCUUAGAAUAAUAGCUAUUUAUAAGUCCAAUUGUAGUUUCAGAAGAGGAUUCCACAAUUUAGCUUAUAAAUCAUAGAGCUACUAUUCCAAUUUACUGCUACAGAUUGGAAUACUGUACAGAAUGUAUUUCUAUUGACUAUGUUAAGUGUUAACUUGAAAUAUAUAUUUUUCUAACUAUAAAGUAAGUCCCAUUGGUUUUUAUAUUUUGUGUCAGUGUUAAAUGAAUGUUUACCAAGAAUUCAGUGAACCCAAGGAUGUGGUUCUUGUAUUUUUGUAUUCUUUAAAUCCUUCAUAUAGCAACUAAACUUAUUUUCAAAUAAAUAAUCUUAAUGUA
Messenger RNA from Homarus americanus (American lobster), 3385 nucleotides. Its product is annotated as centrosomal protein of 76 kDa-like. Bases 356 to 2272 code for a protein of 638 amino acids. The record is from RefSeq and is a predicted model, not a curated record. The transcript is spliced from 12 exons. Lineage: Eukaryota; Metazoa; Arthropoda; Malacostraca; Decapoda; Nephropidae.